This is a messenger RNA of Mauremys mutica (yellowpond turtle), 1040 nucleotides long. RefSeq names its product acyl-CoA thioesterase 8 (gene ACOT8). The record is from RefSeq and is a predicted model, not a curated record. Lineage: Eukaryota; Metazoa; Chordata; Testudines; Geoemydidae. Gene Ontology annotation, cellular component: peroxisomal matrix. Gene Ontology annotation, molecular function: fatty acyl-CoA hydrolase activity. The transcript has 6 exons. The coding region runs from base 19 to 1026 and encodes 335 amino acids. Gene Ontology annotation, biological process: fatty acid catabolic process; acyl-CoA metabolic process.
GUCACGUGACUAAAGAAGAUGGCGGCCUCCACGAGCGCCGGCGGCUUCCGGGUUCUAGCGGCGGGGGCCGGAGCCGAGUCUCCCGGGAGCGGGGACGUGCCCGAGGGGGAGCAGCCGGCGCCCCCCGGCGACCUGCGCAGCGUCCUGGUCACCAGCGUCCUCAGCCUGGAGCCCCUGGACCUGGAUCUGUUCAGGGGGAGGCACUACUGGGUCCCUGUCACACGGAGGCUGUUCGGCGGGCAGAUAGUGGGCCAGGCUCUGGUGGCAGCUGCCAAGGCCGUGAGUGAGGACGUCCAUGCCCACUCCCUGCACUGUUACUUUGUGCGAGCAGGGGAUCCCACGGUGCCAGUUCUAUACCAGGUGGAGCGCACACGCACAGGGAAGAGCUUCUCUGUUCGCUCAGUGAAGGCAAUUCAACAUGGGAAGCCAAUCCUCAUCUGCCAGGCCUCCUUCCAGCAGAGCCAGGAGAGCCCCGUUCAGCACCAGUUCACCAUGCCUACUGUGCCGCCUCCGGAGGAGCUGCUGACUCAAGAAGAGCUAAUUCAGAAAUACCUGCAGGAUCCCAACUUGGUGGAGAAAUACAGGCUGGGACUCAACAAGAUUCUGGCCCAGGAGGUGCCAGUUGAGAUCAAGCCUGUGAACCCACCGGAGAUACUCUGCCAGCUGCCUCAGGAGCCCAAGCAGCUGUUCUGGGUUCGGGCACGAGGCUAUAUUGGAGAGUGCGAUAUGAAGCUGCACUGCUGCGUGGCUGCCUACAUCUCCGACUAUGCCUUCCUGGGCACAGCUCUGCUCCCGCACCGGCAGCAUCCUGUCAAGUUCAUGGUGUCCCUCGACCACUCCAUGUGGUUCCACACCCCCUUCCGAGCUGACCACUGGAUGCUGUACGAGUGUGAGAGCCCCUGGGCCGGUGGGUGCCGAGGGCUGGUGCAUGGGCGGCUGUGGCGCAGGGAUGGAGUCCUGGCUGUCACCUGCGCACAGGAAGGAGUCAUCAGAGUGAAGCAGAGCCCAGCUGAGAGCAAACUGUAGCUGGACAAGUCAGC